This is a messenger RNA of Parascedosporium putredinis, 1014 nucleotides long. Lineage: Eukaryota; Fungi; Ascomycota; Sordariomycetes; Microascales; Microascaceae. The record is from the annotation of a GenBank genome assembly.
AUGUCUCAACUCAACUACAACUCCGACUCCUUGGGCAAGGGCGAUGCCGCCGCGCGCUCCGCCACCAAGCAGCGCCGACGACGCCUCGCCUUCAUCAUCGCCGCGGUGAUUGUCAUUAUCGGCCUCGGUCUAGGACUUGGACUUGGCCUCGGUCUGCGAAAGGGCGACGACGACGACGACGGCGACGAUGGCGACGACACCACCGACGACGGCACCGACAGGGGCGCCAACCGCACCACGAUGUGGAAUCCCUCGGUCGGUGACUCGUGGCAGAUUAUCCUCCUCAAGCCCCUCGACACCUCGGUGGACCUCGAGCCGGAUGUGGAGGUCUACGACCUGGACCUGUUCAACAACGAGGCUACCGUGUUCGACGACCUGCACGCCAAGAACAAGAAGGUCAUUUGCUACUUCAGCGCCGGCUCGUGGGAGAACUGGAGGGACGACAAGGACAAGUUCGAGGACAGCGAUCUCGGCUCCACGCUCGAUGGGUGGCCCGACGAGAAGUGGUUGAAACUCAGCAGCGACAACGUGCGCUCCAUCAUGGCCGAGAGGAUCAAGCUGGCGAGCCGCAAGGGCUGCGACGCCAUUGACCCGGAUAAUGUUGACGGAUACGAAAACGACAACGGCCUCGGUCUCACCGAAGAGGACUCCAUUGACUUCAUGAAGUUCCUCUCCGAGGAAGCCGCCAAGUACAACAUGUCGACGGGUCUCAAGAACGCCGGCUCCAUCAUCGACCGCUCCCUGCCCUACGUCGCCUUCUCGGUCAACGAGCAGUGCGGCGAGCACGACGAGUGCGAGACGUUUGAGGCCUUUAUCGAGGACAAGAAGCCCGUCUUCCGCAUCGAGUACCCCAAGGAGGACCUCACCGACGAGGCGCGCAUUGCCGCCGUCUCCAAGCAGAGGUGCGAUGCCGCGGGUGCCUCGGCGUUUAGCACGGUACUGAAGAACAUGAACCUCGACGGUUGGGUCGAGUAUUGCGAUGGCGAUACAUACGAUACCUCCAUCGUCAGCUAA